AUGGCAUUCACCAACUUCAUGGCCACCACCUCGAUGGCUCUCUUCUACCUCCUCCUCCUCCUCAUCCCAAGCUCGAACUGCGGGGACCUCGACUCCCAUCACGAUCACGAAGUCCCGAAGAGCGAUGUGGACCUACUGGAGUUUCCGCUGAAUUUGGAGUACUUUGAGGCAGAGCUCUUCUUGUAUGCUUCGUUGGGGUAUGGAUUGGACAAGGUGGCCCCGAACUUGACCCUGGGAGGUCCAUCCCCAGUUGGAGCUAGGGCUGCCAACUUGGGUCCUCUCAUCAAGGAUAUCAUCUUGCAAUUUGCUUACCAAGAAGUCGGUCAUUUGAAGGCCAUCAAGCAGACAGUGAAGGGGUUUCCAAGGCCGCUGCUGAAUUUGUCUGCGGAUUCAUUUGCCCAAGUGGUAGACAAAGCAUUUGGGUAUGCUUUGAAGCCUCCAUUCGACCCAUAUGCCAAUGAACUUAACUUCUUGCUUGCCUCCUAUCUCGUCCCUUAUGUUGGCCUCACGGGCUAUGUUGGAGCAAACUCCAAGCUCCAAGGCUCUGUCUCCAAAAGGCUUGUCGCGGGCCUUCUCGGCGUCGAAUCAGGUCAGGAUGCAGUGAUCCGAGCCCUUCUAUACGAGCGGGCACACAAGAAAGUCGAGCCAUAUGAGAUAAUCGUGGCGGAGUUCACAAAUAGGUUUUCGGAGCUGAGGGACAGACUUGGGCAUGACGGGCUUAAGGACGAGGGCCUCGUCGUACCCCGUCACCUAGGUGCCGAGGGGAAGAUCGAGGGGAACGUGCUCGCAGGCGAUGUAUACUCGGUCGCGUACGACCGAACGCCGGAGGAGAUACUGAGGAUCGUCUAUGGGAGCGGCGAUGCGAGAGUCCCGGGAGGAUUCUAUCCCAAAGGAGGGGAUGGUGGCAUUGCUAGGUCUUAUCUCCGGUCGGUGUAG
Eucalyptus grandis is the source of this 936-nucleotide messenger RNA. RefSeq names its product desiccation-related protein PCC13-62. NCBI's taxonomy places the organism in Eukaryota, Viridiplantae, Streptophyta, Magnoliopsida, Myrtales, Myrtaceae. The record is from RefSeq and is a predicted model, not a curated record.